Messenger RNA from Alosa alosa (allis shad), 1767 nucleotides. RefSeq lists its product as uncharacterized. The coding region runs from base 272 to 1726 and encodes 484 amino acids. The record is from RefSeq and is a predicted model, not a curated record. NCBI's taxonomy places the organism in Eukaryota, Metazoa, Chordata, Actinopteri, Clupeiformes, Clupeidae. The transcript is spliced from 2 exons.
GACCGGAGCAUGCGACUGCACUGCAGUGUCGAGUGUCUUGAAGUUGAAACACCGUUAAGUGGUAACCAGCUGAUUUAUACCUGAAAGUGGGGACAUUGAGAUCAGCCAUGUCUCUCAAGGAGGCUCCAGCGCUUCAUUACCAGGCAAAGUGGGGCUCAAGAGGAAGUUGACUGGCCCUUCACAGCUGCUCUUUGGCUAAUGUAAAUCCAGGUACACGUCAAAAAACAGAGACAAAAGGCUGAAUAGCCCCAACAGAGAAUCUAGAAAUUCCAUGCCAAACCAUAACUAUUCUGUUCAGGAGAUGGCACAAGAGCCUUUAGGAAGCACACCAAAUCCUCUCAGUUCGUGUAAGGACAGCGCAAGACUGGGAAGUACCUCUGAACCUCUGUACCACUCAUUAAAAUCAGACAGAGAUUCAGAAAGUAAGCAGAGUAAAGCGCAAGAAAGCUCAAGGCUGAAAGGGUGGAGGAAAUUCUUCUGGCAUGUGUUCUUAUGCCCAAGACGUCUGAGGUACAAACCUGCUCUGGGCGAUGAAGAUCAAAACCAUGACUUUACUUUUUACAACCAACAGGCAAGAGACUCAUUCGACACGGCCGUUUGGCCAUCCAUUAUUUACCAAGUCACUGAACAAAAAGUGGAACAAGAGGCAGCAGUUGCUGGAACAGAGUGCAGACAUUAUACAAAAACAGAGCAGUCAUUUCUGAAGAGGCUCUUCUGUCUGCAAAAGAAGAAAUGUUUUUCCUCAAAACCAAACCACAAGGGUUUAGAUCCAGCAUUUGUUGUUAAGAAAGCCGCACCUUGUCCAUGCCUCAAGCUUAGGAACCAGUUCAGACAUCAAGUGAGACACAGAGCCAAGAAGCCCUCACCAUUCUUUCAGGAGCGCAUCGGGAAUGCACAGGACUACAUCCAGGAGGAGACUAUUGUGCUCUCCAACAGGCACACUGACGAGGGUGUUCAGGGCUUCUGUCAAAGCAUCCAUGAUGACGGCCCUCACUCUGACACCCUGGAGGUGAGUGUGGAUGUGACGCCUGUGAUGUCAGAGUGUGAAUCCAGAAGUGCUCUGUAUACCACCCAUGCUGAGAGCUGUGGUAAACCCAGCUUGCAUAUGGAUCAAGAGGAUGCAGAAUAUGCUACACUUCCUGAGGAAGAAACAUUAACAUUGGCUGCUGGAACAAAUGGAAAAGAUGAACCUGAAGCGUCAUCUGACGUUAGUAGCUGUCAGAGGCAAGAGGAGGAGGAGGUGGCAGAGGAGGAGAACCACACAGCAGUUAAUGUACCAGAAAGCCUGGUCAUAUGGGACUCAUCAGCAACAUCUCAAGUGAACCAGGAAGACGAAGCUAUAGUGCAGAAGAGGGAGAGCACUGGGAAUGAAGUCGAACAAACAACCUUCCAAUCAAGUCCAGCUAAUGCUGGCAUAGUUUUAUCCCAUCAGUAUGAAAGUGGACUGUCACCACUAAAAGAAGUCAUGGGCACUGUAGACGAAAUUCUGUCAUGCCCUGUUGAUUUCCAUGGCAAACGUGGACUUGAUAUCCGUCAUAGAGAAGAAACUGAGUCUGCAGAUGAUGGUCCUCAGCGUAAAAUCAGUGAUCCUCAGCCACCGGAGGUGCUACUUUACCAGACGGCACGUCUUUUAGUACAGGCAGCGAUGGAAGCUGCUUUAAGGCAGUUGGAAAAGGACCUUGUGGGCUCAAUUGCAGGAUAUUAUGAGGACACUGGAGAUUACUAAGUCAGUGUUUGUGUUUUGGUAUGAGGUUUUAAUGACACAUG